GUAUCAGAGACCACGCUAUUUUGUUUGCAGCACGUUCCUUCCAAACGACGAAAAAGAAAAACAACGUUUUCUUCUUCUGCUAUCUAUCUAUCUAGGGCUCAAUUCCGAUUCCGAUUCCGAUUCAUACUCAUAACCCUUUCAAUGCUUUAUUGAACUAACGAGGUUUUCUUCACGCACCUUGUUUUCUCUGCAUUGUUUCGAAUUCCAUGGAGGAGUCUUCGUACACCGGUCUUCCCACUAGCCACUUGCUCGGUUCAGUUCCUGCUGUCAUAACUGAAGAAAAUAAUGCCACGAAACAUGUGGCCACCGGUGCAAAUAUGCAAACAUUCCCUCCCAACAAUGGAGGAGACAGAGGACCAGGACAUCAAACUCUUGGCAGUCCUACUGAAGCUUUUGAACAACAGCCAGCAAACAACUGGAGGGGAAUCUUUAGCAUGUCAUCAUAUUCAGAGUAUUUCAAUGUAGACACAGAUGUUGUCUUAAUCAGAUUGAUAAGUUCCUUGAAUCCAGUUGCUGCAGACUUUUUCAGCAAGAUAGAUGCUAACCCUGAUUUAUAUGGGCUUAUAUGGAUCUCAACAACAUUGGUUUUUGUGCUUGCCUCACUUGGAAAUCUGGCCACGUUCCUUAUGCAAAAACAUGCAGAUAACAGUACCUCUUGGAGCUUUGAUGUCAGCUAUGUGAAUGUGGCUGCAUGCUCUAUCUAUGGCUAUGCAAUUGUGGUUCCAUUGGCAUACUACUUCUUCCUUCAGUAUAUGGGUUCAAAUGCUAGCCUUAUAAGGUUUUGGUGCUUGUGGGGGUAUUCCCUCACCAUUUUCAUCAUGUCUUCUUUCCUGUUGAUAAUUCCUGUUGAGUUUCUUCGGUGGGUUAUAAUACUCCUUACGGGCGUUGCCUCGGCAAGCUUUGUUGCCUUAAACCUGAGAUCUUAUAUAGAAGGCAAUGAACUUUCAGUGGCGAUUAUUGCAGCAUUUUUCUUGCAAAUGGCUUUGGCAAUCUUCAUCAAGGUUUGGUUCUUUCCGUAGCUAAAAUGCACUGCAGUGUGAAGAGUAAGACCCAAACACUAUCAUUAUGAGCUCACUUCAUUGGCUAACUUUGUUCAAGACGCGAGUGGAAUCGUCUGAAGCAGAAUUGGUUUGUGUAUUUACUAUAAUGGAAUGAUGAGAAAGAAUUGCAGAGAGAGUAGUGCGAUUUCUGUAUCAGCUGGGUCUGAGUUUCCGUAUGAUUUCUGCCUAAAGUCUUGUGGAAGACCCAAUACUUUGGAAGGGGAUGAACAAUCAUGAUUUGUAGUAUCUGCCUAUGUUUGAGCUUCUUGCAUAUUUCUGUAAAUAUACUGCGUCAAGUUAAUCUUUUUUUAAUCGAUUUUUUUUAAAAGUAGCUGUUUUGCGUGAAGCCAAGGCAAUUUCCUAUGCUGGUGAAUCAAAUUUUGCUCUUUUCAUCUCCUGUUUGAAAGUGACAAUGUAAUGUGACUCCUCUUGUAACACGCUUGCAUGUUAUUUUUAGUUGAAUAAGUAUAAGUACUAGGUAGCGUGUAAUUGGGUAUCCUAA
Messenger RNA from Glycine soja, 1542 nucleotides. Its product is annotated as protein YIPF1 homolog. NCBI's taxonomy places the organism in Eukaryota, Viridiplantae, Streptophyta, Magnoliopsida, Fabales, Fabaceae. Gene Ontology annotation, biological process: vesicle-mediated transport. Bases 207 to 1019 code for a protein of 270 amino acids. Gene Ontology annotation, molecular function: small GTPase binding. Gene Ontology annotation, cellular component: membrane; Golgi apparatus. The record is from RefSeq and is a predicted model, not a curated record. The transcript is spliced from 6 exons.